GUCUCCAACCCAAACCUUGCCAUCAUAACCAUAACCAUCCUCCUCAUGCUUCUAAACAGGGCAUGCUCAUUAAAUUCCCUUGGUUUCAGCUUCGAUAACUACUUCCAUCAAGAAGAAAGAAACCUAAUCUUGCAAGGUGAUGCAAAGAUUUCACAAACCAACACACUCCAACUCACCAGCACCCCCAAAAAAGUUGUUGGACGAGUCUUGCACUCGUUUCAAUUACAGCUAUGGGAUAAAAGCACAAACAAACUCGCAAGCUUUGACUCACAAUUCAGCAUUGUGCUCACAUCCCCGGUCCGCGGUCCGGCCGAUGGGAUCGCCUUCUUCAUCACAUCGCCGAACUCUACCGUACCACAGAAUUCCGGCGGAGGUUACUUAGGGCUUUUUAAUUCUAAGACAGCCCUAAGUAACACUUCGUCGAACCAAGUGGUCGCGGUUGAGUUUGACACGUACAUUAAUCCUGCUUAUGAUCCAAAUUACAAUCACAUUGGAAUUGAUAUUAACUCCAUUAAGUCCUCAAAGCUUGUUAGAUGGGACAGGAGGGAAAAUGAAACCCUUGAUGUAUUAGUAUCAUACCGUGCCGAGAAACAAACCCUAGAAGUCAAAGCUAAUUACCCGGAUGGUCAAAGUUAUGAGGUGUCUCAUGAGAUUGACUUGAGGACUGUGCUUCCAGAAUGGGUUAGGGUUGGGUUCUCUGCUUCCUCUGGAAACCAAUAUCAAUCGCAUAGCGUUCUAUCAUGGUCUUUCUUUUCUGGUUUGUAUUACAGUGGUCACAAGAACGAGUAUCUUGCAAGUGAUAUGUGA
Molecule: messenger RNA, 807 nt
Organism: Arachis duranensis
Lineage: Eukaryota; Viridiplantae; Streptophyta; Magnoliopsida; Fabales; Fabaceae
Product: mannose/glucose-specific lectin-like
Exons: 1
Coding region: 46-807 (253 amino acids)
Molecular function (GO): carbohydrate binding
Source: RefSeq, a predicted model, not a curated record